AGUUUCAAAUAAAAAAUCUAAGCCAUGUCCCCUCGCUCAGCUCGUGGCGGGAAGGAUUUUUUCCGUCGCCAGAGCAUGAGCUAUCUGGAUACGAUCAUUGAGAAGCUGUUGUCGGACGGCGGAAAUCCGCGUGCCAAUGAGCUAACUGAGAAAGAGCUAACGAACAUAUCCUCGUCGGCCCGAGAAGUGUUUCUGUCACAGCCCAUGCUGCUGGAGCUGAAUGCGCCGGUGAAUAUUUGCGGGGACAUACACGGGCAGUUCAAGGACCUGGUGAGGAUGUUCAAGAAGUGUGGCUUUCCGCCCAGCUCGAACUACCUGUUUCUCGGGGACUAUGUGGACCGGGGCCAGCAUUCAGUCAAGACGCUCGCCUUGCUGCUGGCCUACAAGCUGCGAUACCCGGAAAACUUCUUCAUGCUGCGGGGCAACCACGAGUCGGCGGAGCUCAACCAUGUCUACGGCUUCUUCGAUGAGUGCAGGACGCGAUACAGCGUCAUGUUGUGGCGCUCGUUUGUCGACUGCUACACCUGCAUGCCGGUGUCCGCCAUUGUGCAGGACAAGAUCUUCUGCGUGCAUGGGGGCCUCAGUCCAGAUCUUCAUACCCUCGACGACAUUCGGCGGCUGAAACGACCCACUGGUGUGCCCAGUGCCGGUCUGCUCUGCGACCUGCUCUGGGCCGAUCCGGACCCCAACACCGAGGGUUGGGGCUGGAACGAGCGAGGCGUUAGUGUCACCUUUGGCCGAUCUAUUGUGGAACGCUUCCUGAGGCAGAACAACUUCAACCUGAUUGCCCGAGCCCAUCAGGUCGUUGCGGAUGGCUAUGAGUUCUUUGCCAAUCGCCAGCUGGUGACCAUCUUCUCGGCUCCCAAUUAUUGCAACGUCUACGACAACUGCGCUGCCGUUCUGGUUGUGAACUACGAUUUGCUCUGUCACUUCACGAUCAUUCGACCAGAGAAUCCGCUACCUUUGAUUGCAAUGAAAAGAAAGAAAGUCGAAAGCUCCCGAGCACUGCCAGUGGGGCGGGACUCUUAAGAUUAUUUGGGAUUUUUCUA
Molecule: messenger RNA, 1049 nt
Organism: Drosophila guanche
Lineage: Eukaryota; Metazoa; Arthropoda; Insecta; Diptera; Drosophilidae
Gene: PpD5
Product: serine/threonine-protein phosphatase alpha-2 isoform
Exons: 1
Coding region: 25-1029 (334 amino acids)
Cellular component (GO): nucleus; cytoplasm
Molecular function (GO): protein serine/threonine phosphatase activity
Source: RefSeq, a predicted model, not a curated record